GUUAUCCUAUUAUUACAUUUGAGAGAACUUUGCUCAUUACACUCGUCAAGACUUACCGGAACCAGUUGUAUUCAAUACCGAACCAAGUUGGUUCAUCUGGCACUUUGAACCUUGAGCUCUUUCUACUAGUUUGUUUUUUUCUUCAGCAUCAGAGGAAGUAGCAUAUAUGGCAGCAAAAACGGACCAAGAAAUUGCUCCACUGAAUGAAAGCAACGACCGGCCCAAAGAUUUGGCAAUUGAUAUCCCCGAGGGAGACUUAGAGCCUGGGCCUGAGCGUUGUAUUUUCAAGGUCCCUAGACGUUUUCGUGCAGGAAACGAAGAAGCCUACACUCCUCACUUGAUUUCAAUAGGACCUAUGCAUCAUGGUAACAAAAAUUUGGCUCAAAUGGAGUUUCAAAAGAAGAGAUAUUACGACAAAUUUUUGCUAUCCGCUUCUCAGGAGAGAUUGACAGAAUUUCAUGGAUACGUCAAAUGGAAUUUAAGACGUAUACGCAGGUGUUAUGACAUCCAAUCUAUCUAUAAGUUGGAGGCUUCCCAGCUUAUUGAGAUAAUACUAUGUGAUGCAGUUUUUAUCAUUACCCUCUUCUUGAGGGAUUUGAAGAAAAAACAAGAAUCCACCAAGGAGGACUACAAAGACGAUGAGGAGGAUGUCUACUUCGACUUCUUAAACCAAAGUGCAUUGUUAAGAGUUAAACUUCUAACGGAUUUGAUGUUACUUGAAAAUCAACUUCCGUUCUUCGUCCUUGAAGAUCUAUAUAAGCUAGCUUUCCUUACCUCCAAUGAACCCUCUUUUCUCGAUCUUGUUUGCUUGUACUUCGGUGUCAAUAAAGAUCCAUCAUUCGAGAAAAAGAAGAUUAAACACUUCACGGAUUUAAUUAGAUAUCAAGUGCUGAGGGCCUGUCCGUUGAACACAAGUACUACAGGAAGCCAUUUUCGUGUAGGAAGCCACAACAUGCACAGCGCAACGAGGUUGCAUGACGCUGGUGUUGAGUUUAAAUGUGCUGUAGUAAAUGAUGAAUUUGGUGUUAUGUUUAAUGGUGUUUCAUAUAAUUGUUAUAAGAUUGGUGGUCUUGAGUAUGAAGGCGUUGAGCUUAUAGAUAUGCUUAUGGAUGAUAUGCUCAAAUCUACUACGUACGGCUUGCUUCAGGUACGAUUUGAGAAAGGAGUGCUAAAAUUGUUAACUAUUGAUGUGGAGUACGAGACUGAGAUUCGUUUUAGAAACUUGAUGGCUUUCGAACAAUAUUAUUAUCCAAAAAGGGCAUAUUUUUGUAGUUAUAUUAAACUAUUAGAUUCUCUUGUUGACACUAGUGAAGAUGUAGAUUUACUAGUAAAGGAAGGGAUUAUUGUCAAUAGAUUGGGAAGCAGUGUAGCUGUGGCAAAUAUGAUUAACAAUCUUGCGGUGGGAGUUGUACAUUCAACUCUGCUCUAUGGUGAAAUCGGUAUGGAGCUAGGCUGGCAUUAUAAAAAUUCUUGGAAUCGUCGAUGGGCAACCUUGAAGCAUGUCUAUUUCAACGAUCUUUGGAGAGGAACUGCGACUGCUGCUGCUUUCACCGUGGUGAUACUCACUCUCAUACAAACUGUAUUGGCAAUCUUAGAAAAAGCAAUGCCCACAAAAUAAAUAAUCCUACUGGACUGCAGUCUUCGAUUCAAUGAAAAUUCAAAUUAAUCUUUUUAUGUUUGCUAAUUUGUGUGUGUUUUGCUCUUUUAAGUUUAUUUGCCUUCCCACUUUGAGUGUAAGGGGAGCUUGCUGCUCUUAUCAUGUACUGCUACUAUCAAUGAAUAAUUGUGUGCUUCUUUCAUUUUAUCA
Messenger RNA from Theobroma umbraticum, 1807 nucleotides. Its product is annotated as UPF0481 protein At3g47200-like. The record is from RefSeq and is a predicted model, not a curated record. Lineage: Eukaryota; Viridiplantae; Streptophyta; Magnoliopsida; Malvales; Malvaceae.